CAAUCAGAAGCAGACAGUAGCACGUUAUAGUGAUAUUUGUGAUAUUAAAUAAAAUGAGCGAAGAGAAAGUACAAAAGUAUGGAUUUGGGAUUCGACAUUUACAAAUUCUAUGCAUGUGCAUAAAUAUGAUGACGUUGUUUAUCGCACGGGGCAGUAUGGGCGUAGCGGUUCUGGCUAUGACGGAUACAAACAGACAAAAAGAUUCCAAGGUUGAGAUAUACAAUUGGGACAAAAAGACACAAGGACUCAUACUGUCCUCGUUUUUCUGGGGCUACAUGAUCAUGCAGAUACCAGCUGGUCUCCUGUCCAAGCGGUUUGGCGGGAAACUGGUGUUGAUGGUCGCUUUGUUAACCAAUGGCUUCAUUUGUGGUUUCCUACCUUCGGUUAUUAAAGUGGGUGGCUGGAAAAUAGUAUGUGCCUGCAGAAUGAUUAUGGGUUUGAGCCAAGCCUGUUUAUACCCAGCAAGUCAAACGUUGCUUGGGCGAUGGCUGCCUGGACAUGAGAGGACAUCUUACACGGGGUUUGUAUAUGCAGGUAGCCAAAUAGGCAUCGUCAUAGCAAUGCCUCUGUCUGGUUUAUUAGCUGCAUCAACUAUGGGCUGGAAGUUGAUAUUCUACACAAUAUCUGCUAUAAUGUUCGCGAAUGCUUUGAUUUGGCACUUCUUUGCUGCAAGUACUCCGGGCCAGCAUCGUCUUAUGUCAGCUAGAGAGCAAGAAUAUAUUGAGAGCGGUCUAAACACGACCACUUCUAAAAGUUUCCACACACCGUGGCGUCGUAUUCUGACCACUAAAGCUUUUUGGGCAGUUUUGCCUGCUCAUGUUGGUUGUUCCAUUGUAUACAUACUGUUUUUUGUUGACAUGCCUACCUACUUGGAGAAGGGAUUGAAAAUCAGUUUGACUAAUAGUGCAACGCUGUCCGCUCUCCCGUACAUUGGCAUGUUAAUUGGUAUCAUAGUUUCUACGUUAGCAUGUGAAAAAAUGUUCAAUAAGGGAUUCCUGAGAUUAGUUACCUUGCGGCGAUUAUUCAAUACUAUAAGUAUAACCGGUGUGACUAUAGGAUUAAUAGGAUUAUCCUAUAUUGGGCCGGAUAGUCAAACUUUAGCUUUAGUAAUGUUGACAGUGACGCUUACUCUUUGCGGUUUCACCAAUGCUGGCUAUGUUAUGAGCCACUUAGAUCUAUCACCGAACUACGCUGGAGUUAUGCUUGCUCUCACAAACUUUGUUACAGCUAUGGGUGCAGUGUGCACUCCUAUUGUGACAAGUUUAAUUUUAAGGAAUGACCCUACUGAUGUUAGUCGUUGGAAAAUAGUAUUUUUAGCAGCGGCUGUAUUGAGUAUAGUCACUAAUACUCUCUAUGUGAUCUUCAUCAGCGCUGACCGACAGGAAUGGGACGAUCCACAUUACCUGGACAAAAAAGAUCCUGAGGAAAUAAAGCCAGCAUUAAAAAUUAACAACGAAGACGCCUCAAAAGUACAACAUGAACAAGAAAAACUACCCCAAGAAGAUAAUUGAAGAUUUGCGCUUAUUAAACUAUUUUGUAUUUUAUAUAAAAACUUACGAAUAAAAAUAAAAAUGUUUCCUAGCAAG
This is a messenger RNA of Colias croceus (clouded yellow), 1586 nucleotides long. RefSeq names its product putative inorganic phosphate cotransporter. The coding region runs from base 54 to 1511 and encodes 485 amino acids. The transcript is spliced from 11 exons. Lineage: Eukaryota; Metazoa; Arthropoda; Insecta; Lepidoptera; Pieridae. Gene Ontology annotation, molecular function: transmembrane transporter activity. Gene Ontology annotation, biological process: monoatomic anion transport; transmembrane transport. The record is from RefSeq and is a predicted model, not a curated record.